Molecule: messenger RNA, 4219 nt
Organism: Plutella xylostella (diamondback moth)
Lineage: Eukaryota; Metazoa; Arthropoda; Insecta; Lepidoptera; Plutellidae
Gene: Oatp30B
Product: Organic anion transporting polypeptide 30B
Biological process (GO): sodium-independent organic anion transport; transmembrane transport
Cellular component (GO): basolateral plasma membrane
Molecular function (GO): protein binding
Source: RefSeq, a predicted model, not a curated record
ACAACUUCACUUUAUCUUCAGUCAGUGACAUUUUGUUGUGCGAGCUGCUGUGUUGACAUUUUAAUCAGACGGAAUUUUGUUGACAAAUAGUCUUGUGUUUGAUAAAUAUCUAGUGGUUUCAAAAUUUAAUGUUCUAAUUUGGUUGCUGUGGACAUAAACUGCAAUAUUUUAGUAACGUUGUGAACAAAACUGUGUGUGCUAGCGUACAAUUACACCUUUCCUUCCUUUCACAAAGGAUCACUAGACGGGGCCCUCAUUGUUGUCUCUGCGCAUUUCACAAUAACUGCUUCAGCAGUGCAUAACGUGGAGAGGCUCGGUGCAGUGUGUGAUGGGCGCGCGGUGAGCGCUAGCAGCCCCCGGGAUGACGGAGGGCGACAAGCAGGGCGCGGGCGGCACCAACGCCGCCCCGCAACACAGGAAAGGACACAGGAGGCAAGAGUCAAUGUACGCGAUGACGGGCCUGUACGCGGAGUCGGGCGGCGGGGAGGGCGAGGGCGCCGGGCCCAGCGCGCCCCCCGCGCCCUCGCACCCGCCCCCGCGCGACGCCAUCAAGUGCCACAGCCGGAACCCCUCCGCCGGCAUCCAGGACCGAGAUCGGGAUCGGGAUCGCGAGCGGGAGCGCGAAAAGCCACAUCAGAUGUAUCCAGAAAUAUUAGACAUUCCUCAUGACACGCGCGACUGCGGCAUCUUGUCGUGGAGGCCGAUGUUUAUUCAGAGUUUCUCUAGUAUUAAGGUGUUCGUAUUUUUCCUCUCGUUCCUGGUGACGCUGCAGCAGGCGCUCAGCUCGGGGUACAUCAACUCCGUCAUCACGACCAUCGAGAAGCGGUUCGAGAUCCCGUCGAGUCUGUCCGGCCUUAUCGCCAGUAGCUACGAAAUCGGGAACGUUAUCACCGUCAUUUUUGUCUCGUACCUCGGCAGUAGGCGACACAUUCCCGUCUGGAUCGCGUAUGGUGCAGUGAUAAUGGGCAUAGGCUCGCUAGUGUUCGUGGUGCCGCACUUCAUCGCCGAGGCGAACAGCGAGACCAUGAUGAACAACAAGUCGGACGACAACAUCUGCCGGCUGCCGCGCGCGCUGGAGGCCGACAUGGGGGGCCUGGGCCGCCUGUCGCAGGGCCUGCCGCCCGCCAACCUGCGCCCCGACAACUGCAUCAAGAGUACCCCGAGCACGUUUCUGCCGGUGAUGGUGUUCGUGAUCGCGCAGCUGCUGCUGGGCUGCGGCGGCUCCCCGCUGCUCACGCUCGGCACCACCUACGUCGACGACCACGUGCGCCCCGAGUCCUCCUCCAUGUAUAUCGGCUGCAUGUACAGCAUGGCGGCGUUCGGGCCGGUGCUGGGGUUCCUGCUGGGCGCCUACCUGCUGUCCUUCCACAUGGACUCCUUCUCCGGCACCAUCAUAUCUAUCGACCCGGGCGACCACCGCUGGGUGGGCAUGUGGUGGGGCGGGUUCCUGCUCUGCGGGCUGCUGCUCAUGCUCGUCGCCAUCCCCUUCUUCUCCUUCCCCAAGGUCCUAGUGCAUGAGAAGGAGAAGAUCAGACUCGUGGAGAAGGCCGCCGCCGCCGCCGGAUCCUCCAGCGCCAAGACCCAACCAAAACCAAACAUUAAGGACACCGGCUACGGAAAAGACAUUAAAGACAUCCCGGUGUCCAUGUGGCGUCUCAUCAAGAACCCGGUGUACGUGGUGACGUGCCUGGGCGCGUGCAUGGAGCUGAUGAUCGUGUCCGGCUUCGUGGUGUUCCUGCCCAAGUACCUGGAGACGCAGUUCAGCCUCGGCAAGAGUCAGGCCAGCGUGUUCACAGGUUCAAUAGCGAUCCCUGGCGCCUGUAUCGGCAUAUUCUUCGGCGGCUGCCUGCUGAAGCGGCUCGAGCUGCGGCCCAAGGGUGCCGUGCAGUUCGUGCUGAUCUCCAACACCGUCUGCCUGAGCUGCUACGCAUUGUUGUUCUUCCUGGGAUGUGAUAACAUCAAGAUGGCCGGCACUACUAUACCGUAUACUAAUAACAGCAACCUGGAGCCGUUCAAGGUGAACCUGACUGCCGCGUGCAACUUCAACUGCCUGUGCACGGAGACGGACAUGGAGCCGGUGUGCGGCAACAACGGGCUCACGUACUUCUCGCCGUGCCACGCCGGCUGCGCCGCCUUCUCCUCGCGCGAGAACUUUACUAAUUGCGCCUGCGUGCACGAGAACCCGCUCACCAUCCCCGGCGUCAGCCUCAACGGCGCGUCGGCCUCAGCCCUCACAGCCGGCGGCGGGCGCGAGUAUAGCGAGGUCACGGUGGUGCCGGUGGCGACGGCCGGCGCCUGCAACCCGCCCUGCACCACCAUCUUCCCCUUCCUCGUUCUGCUGUUCUUUAUGACGUUUGUCGUGGCGGUGACGCAGAUGCCGCUGCUCAUGAUUGUGCUUAGGUCGGUAAGCGAGGAAGAGCGCUCCUUCGCUCUCGGCAUGCAGUUCGUGAUCUUCCGUCUGUUCGGCUACAUCCCCGCGCCCAUCGUGUUCGGCAACCUCAUCGACAGCACCUGCAUCCUGUGGAAGCAGACGUGUAGUGGGGCCAAGGGGGGAAGAUGUCUGCUGUAUGAUAUCGAGCAGUUUAGAUACAGAUACGUGGGCCUCUGCUGCGGCAUCAAGAUCGUGGCGCUGGGCAUCUUCAUGGUGGACUGGUGGCUGGUGCGGCGCCGGCGGCAGCUGGACCACGCGCCGCCGCUGCAGGGCCGCGAGCUGGCCGGCUCCAUCAUCAGUCUGGAUAAGCUGUUCGAGGAGGCGCCGUCAGCGGAGAACCUGUCCGGCAUCCGGUCGGUGGUGACGUCGGGGCCCAGCUCGGCCGCCGCCACGCCGCUGGAGCCGCCCACGCUCGUGACGUCAGAGUCGUUCCGCGACCCGCGCGCCGGGUCGUCCCGCGUGCUCACCGCGUCCCGCCACCUGCGCAACGACUCCAAGACCAUCCAGCUGGAGCCGCGCGCGCGUCAGCACUCGCUCGACGAGCCCGAGCCCCGCCCCCCGCACUCGCGGUCCAACUCGCGCGACCUCAAGUACCACUCGCGCUCCGGCUCGCGCGACCUCAGCCUCGACCAGCUCAAGCAGCUCGCGCUCAAGAGCGUCGAGAACCUGGACCUGACCGUGCUGCCUCUUAGCAAGUGCGCGGACGAAGAGAGCAAGCGGCUGAUCGAGGCCGCGGGGAGUGCGGGCGCGGGGGGCGUGCUGCGGCACCGGCGCACGGGCUCGCGGGACCUGCCCGCGCCGCGCCACGCGCGCACCGCGUCGCAGCCCGCGCCCGCCGCGCCGCGCCCGCUGCACAAGCCGCACAGCGCCGACCACCUCGCCGCGCCCUCACCUCCGCUCUGAGCGACCAAACACAACCAAUAGUUCAAUUGUGACUGUGAAUAUAUCGAUAAGUAUAGUGUAACCGACAGUGAUGCUGAAUCAUAUCUCGACAAAAAUAGUUUUGGAUACAUUUCGUGUUAUGUUUGGCGCACGGACGUGUUUCGUUGCUGCGUCAGUAGUGUGUGGCCAUCGCCGGCCCCGGCGACUGCUUGAGAGACAAUGGACCGUGGUGGUCGGGGAUAGCGACGGUUUUAGUGUAUCGUAAUUUUAAUCACUUUACAGCUAAAGAAGGAAUGAAUGUCAAUUUUUAAUGUCAUUUAAAUACUCAAGUUGUUCAAAUGCUUAGUGCUGCAGACGUAGAAUCUUGCUUUUAGUUAGUCUAAUCUCCAGCUCGAUUAUUAAACGAUAGAAAUUACUAUAUUACUUAGACAUAGUAGUUAAUUUUAAAUUGAAAAAAAAAAACACAGUUGGAAAAUCUCAGUAAAUUUAAUUAGUCGUGCAACAUUGUGUCUUAUCAGUACUUAAAAUAUCUGAUUGUAACUUAGAUUUUAUUUUUUGUAGAAAUUUUAACAUUGAUGUCAAUUUUACACAUAUAUUUACACACAAAAAUAACAAGCCAUAUAUGCUCAAAAGUAAAAAAAACUAAACAAAUAGGUUCCACAGUUAUCUUUCAUUUAAUAAAAAAAAAUACUGGUCAUUAGUUAAAUUACUUUUGUAUUUAUUUGCGAGUUGCGCCACGAAAAUUACUUCUACAUUGAAACCUGCACCGUAAUUGUAUAAUAUUGUAUGUACAGAGUAUAAAACGGGGACCUAAAACUAUUCCUAGAUUCACCAAUUGCUUGUCAACUCGAGUCUGCACAACUUUCUUAUAACUUUUUGCUAAAAAUAAAAAUAUACAUAAUUAUA